Paramuricea clavata is the source of this 1911-nucleotide messenger RNA. The record is from the annotation of a GenBank genome assembly. NCBI's taxonomy places the organism in Eukaryota, Metazoa, Cnidaria, Anthozoa, Malacalcyonacea, Plexauridae.
AUGGUAAAGAACGAUCCAAAAACUGGGGAGGAAGUGUCAACCAUCGCCCACUUCAGGUCAAAAACCCACAAACUCAUCGGUAUAGAUGACACAGAAGAGUCUCUCGACAUCAUGAAGGAAAAAAUGCUGAAGUCCUUUUCAGAGUACCAAAAGCGCGGUAGUGGUAGAUCUGUCCGUAUGGUAGAUCUGUUCGAAAUCCGUAUCGGAGAAUUCCGACCACUUAGGGGAAAGGGUCACAUGCCGCUACCCAAACCGAUCGAGAAAAAGAAAGCGAUCAUCAACAUGAAAAAUACGGACGACGAGUGCUUCAAGUGGGCUGUGACCCGCGCGUUGAAUCUUAUUAACAUCCACCCCAAAAGAAUUUCAAAGGAACUCGAAGAACAGUCCAAAGAGCUAAACUGGGAAGGAACAGAGUUCCCAACACCCCUAAACAAUAUAAAAAAAUUCGAAGAAAAUAACAACAUCGGUGUAAACGUAUUCAGAGCUGAUGAGAGUCUAAAGGUGUACCCGUUAAGAUUAACCAAGCUAAAGAGUCCGAUCCAAUAAACCUAUUCCUAUGGAAGAACCACUACAGUGUUAUCAAGGACCUAUCCAGGCUUGUAAGCGCACAGAUUAGUGAGGGAAAGCGCAGAAAGUACAUCUGCAACCGUAGCCUCAACGCAUUUGGUUAGGAUGAGCUCCUAGAAAAGCAUCUGGAGUUAUGUUCGGACAAUGAUUAUCAGAGGCAUGAGUAUCCGGAACCCGUUCACAAAGUUCGAAAAUUAUGGAAAAACACAAACCGUUCCGUUCACCAUCUAUGCAGACUUUGAGUGCUAUAUAGAAGGGUUAAACACGGUGGAACAAAACCCGAACAAGCCAAGCACCGUCCAAUAUCAGAAGCAUAAUCCCAGCGGAUUUUGCUACUAUGUUAAGUGUUUCGACAAUUCCAUCUACAAACCCAAGCUGGUACACUAUACCCAGCAACAUGAGGGAGAAGACGUUACCAAAAAGUUUGUAGACCUUCUUGAGGAGGAGAUUCGCAAUAUAUACAAUGUGUUCAAAACCGCAGAACCCAUCAAAAUGUCUUCCAAAGACAUCGAACGCAACCAAAUGCUAUGCCUGCAACGGAGAAUUCACUCCGGAAAACCAUAGGGUAAGAGACCAUUGCCACUACACCGAGGUAUAUAGGGGUGCGGCACACAACACAUGCAAUCUGAGGAUGAAACAACCAAAGUUUAUUCCGGCACUCUUCCACAAUCUCGAAGGGUACGAUGCUCAUCUAUUCAUCAAAAACCUUGGGGUAAGCAGCGGUGAUAUUAAGUGUAUCCCUAAAACGGAAGAGAAGUACAUCUCCUUUACCAAAGAAAUAGAGGUUGACGAGUUUAGGGGUAAGGAUGGUAAGAAAAAGAAGGUCAAAAGGGAUCUAAGGUUCCUGGACUCAUUUAAGUUUAUGGCAAGCUCCCUGGACAAGCUUGUCAAGGGUUUGGGAAAGGAUGACUUUAGGAAUUUGGACCUAAUGUCAACAUGUUACACCAAAGAACAAAAGGAGCUGCUUAAACAGAAGGGUGUUUACCCCUAUGAAUACAUGGACGGUUUCGAUAAGCUCGGAAAAGCGUCACUUCCGCCGAAAAGCAGAUUCUUUAGCAAGCUGAACAAUGCAGAUAUCAGUGAUGCGGAUUACGAAAGGGCGCAGGACGUGUGGAACGUCUUCGGUAUGAAGACUAUGAGGGACUAUCACGACCUGUACCUGAAAACGGACGUCCUGCUCCUGGCAGACGUGAUGGAAAAUUUUAGGAAGGUCUGCAAGACAAACCUCGGACUGGAUCCAAUGUGGUACUACACAGCACCCGGAUUCGCUUGGGACGCUGCGCUGAAGCUGACGGAAGUGGAAUUGGAGCUUAUCUCCGAUCCGGAUAUGUACCUAUUCAUUGA